AUGGCUUCGACAAACUCAAAUGAGGUUAUUCAGCCCUUCGCCAUUACAACGCCCAGAUUGAUCAUUGUACCCACGCCGAUCGCCGUGUCAGUAAAGCCUUACCGCCAACUUUACGCUGAGCUACACGCAGAUGCAAGCUUCUGUGAAAUGGGUUUUGGGAGUCACUUUCCCGUAAGAAAUUGGACCGAUGAUGAAACGCGCGACGUAAUCGAGACGCGCGACAUCGGUCGGUCAUGGCGGAGAUAUGCAAUCGGCGACUUUGCGGUGGGCCUGCGUGGGCCAGUUCAAUCCGAUCAAGCCCCAAGCCAAAGUUACAUUAUUGAAGGAGAGAACUUCGACGCUUUAGCCGGCUCAAAUUUGGAACAUUUUGCCGGUAUUGAAUGGGUUGGCUACGCCGGUAUUCGCGACGCGUCGACCACGUCCCUUCCGCCCCGAGAGGCGGGGGAUCCUGCCCUUCCACCAUGGCAGGAAAUGGUGGAAAUCAGAUAUGGUGUUUCGCCCAAAUUCUGGGGCAAAGGAAUGGCAAAGGAGGCCGCCGAAGCCGUCAUGCGCUGGUCUGUUGAAAGGAGAGGCGUGAAAAGAUUCAUUGCCGAAACAGAGCGAGAUAACAAGCGCAGUGCCAGACUGCUGGAAAAACUUGGCUUUGUAAAUAGUGGGACGGACUAUUGGAAGGAGCCAAGUGAGAUUGAAUGGGAGUUAAUUGUACAAUAA
This is a messenger RNA of Penicillium manginii, 711 nucleotides long. RefSeq names its product GNAT family N-acetyltransferase. The record is from RefSeq and is a predicted model, not a curated record. Lineage: Eukaryota; Fungi; Ascomycota; Eurotiomycetes; Eurotiales; Aspergillaceae. The coding region runs from base 1 to 711 and encodes 236 amino acids. The transcript has a single exon. Gene Ontology annotation, molecular function: acyltransferase activity, transferring groups other than amino-acyl groups.